This is a messenger RNA of Sebastes umbrosus (honeycomb rockfish), 1756 nucleotides long. It is a transcript of the gene aqp11, whose product is annotated as aquaporin 11. Gene Ontology annotation, cellular component: membrane; cytoplasm. The record is from RefSeq and is a predicted model, not a curated record. NCBI's taxonomy places the organism in Eukaryota, Metazoa, Chordata, Actinopteri, Perciformes, Sebastidae. Gene Ontology annotation, biological process: transmembrane transport. Gene Ontology annotation, molecular function: channel activity. The transcript is spliced from 3 exons. The coding region runs from base 136 to 951 and encodes 271 amino acids.
UCCAGAGACCAGAGUCCAGAGACCAGAGACCAGAGACCAGAGUCCAGAGACCAGAGACCAGAGACCAGAGUCCACAAACCAGAAACCAGAGACCAGAGACAGUCCCCGGACAGAGAGCGCAGACCAGCCGCCAACAUGCCUGCAGACGUGUCGGUGUCUCUGUCGGUGCUCGCGGGGAUCGUCUUGCUGAGCCACGCGACCCGCAGGGUGAUGAGCAGGGCCCUCGCGGACACCGGGCUCUCUGUAUAUGCGGUGGAGCUCGUGUCUACCUUCCAGCUGUGCUGCUGCACGCACGAGCUCAAGCUGCUGUCUGAGGUGGGCGGGAUCGAGCCUCGCCUCGCGCUCACCUUGACAUACCUGGCGUCCGUGGUGCACGCGCUCACCUUCAGCGGGGCCACCGGAAACCCCUCUUUUGCGCUCGAGCACGCGUACCACGCGAGGUUCACCUGCAGAUGCGCCCUGCGGAGGAUCGCGUGCCAGUUUGCUGCGGCCGCCGCUGCGCGAGCCGCGGUACAGGUAAUCUGGGGUGUCGGGUUGUCGGGACUGCACGUGCGGCACAAGCUGCUCGGUUACCGGUGCAUCAGCUCCAUUCACGCUCCACUGCACGAGGCCGCUGCUGUGGAGCUCGCGUGCGCUUUUGCGGUUCAGACAGCUAUAAUGCACACGCGCUCGGUGGAGGAGAAAUACCGCGUGCACCUGGUAGCUGCGGUCAUCGCAACAGCUGUUUACUCAGGUGGCAGGGUGACUGGAGCAGUGUUUAACCCAGCGUUGGCCUUCUCCACACAGUUCCCCUGCAGUGGAAACUCCUUCCUGGAGUACUGCCUGGUCUACUGGCUGAGCCCGCUGCUGGGUAUGAUGAGCUCAGUGCUGCUGUUUGAUAAACUCGUCCCUCUGCUGUUGAGGAAAUCACCGUCCCUUGAUCUCCCCCUGGAGACCAAAAAGAGGACAUGAGCAUCGCCAGGCGGGCAGCGUUUCAGACCCAGAGCACAUGUGGGGAUGUUGUCACUGACAGACUGUUAACUGCUGAUUUCAGUCACCACAAGUUAGAAAAAAGAAGAACAGCACUGAUAUGCACUUUUUUUUUUUUUUUUUAAAUACUUCAAGACCUCAAGAGCACAUCUUAGAACAGGAAACUAAUUUUAGUGUUUUUUUCUAAGAUAGAUCUCAUAAACAAGACAAUGUGGGACCAAGUUUUUACUUUACGAGGUGGAUGGUCAAGAAUCAUUGCUAUGCUUUAGUUCCUUUCAGUUUACACUCAUCUGAUUUAAAACCUUUCAACACUUUAGUUGUUUUUAGAGCGAAUAUCACCUCUACAAACGAUACAUUGGAAACGUCAAAUAUCUGUCGCCAAUGAUUAUAACUAACAAAAGAAGGUUUGCCUUGUAGUACUUGCAUGACUUUUAGAGCAGAUGACAGCAUGUCAAUGUCAAGUCAAAACAAAUAUUGUAGUUGCAAUAAGUUGCCAUGUUUUUUUUCUGUAAUUGAACAAUCUACUUAAGCUAAUUCACUAAUCAACUGAAACAUUUAUAAUGAUGAUGAUAAUAAUAUGCUAAUGACAAUAAACUUUAUUUGUACAACACUUUUCUUAACAGAGAAAUUAUGUCCGUAUAAUUCAUGUUUCUACUUAAUGUGAGAUUCCAGAGCCAAGCAGUGUAGGAUUGUACUAUGCACAGGUCUGUUAGUCUCUGCACAGAUAUAAUUGGUGCCUUUGAAUUCUCUGUAAAAAAAAAAACGGCAGAUUAAACUGUGAAAUUAC